UUUGUGACAGUCCUGUGGCAUGGGUCAAUUACUCAUUUAACAUACUCGCAUCAUACUAUCUCUUGGGCCAGAACUCCAUUGGUCGAAAAGGCAAAUUUGGCCGAAGCUAAGCCAGGAAUAUCUCACGGCCAUAUUAUUAUUAGUUUCAUGCCAACCAUUGAUUUUCUCCAAGUCAAACUUCCGCGGUCGUGGCUUUUUGUACCCCUGGCGAAAUGAACCAGAUGGAAAUGCCGAAUUCUAAAGCCGAAUUGCCGGCCAUUUUGUUCUGCUCGAUAUGUGACAAGCCUUUCUCCAAGGAAGCGCAAUGGAAACGACAUAUCGCAUAUUGCCGAAAAGCGACUGGGCGGACGCGUCCGCGAUCGUGUCGCGCGUGUAACCAAUCAAAAAUAAAAUGUGAUUUCCAGCCUCGGUGCAACCAAUGCAAGCGCAAGGGUAUUCAGUGCAUAUACGAUCAGAAUAGCACGAAAAAAGCCCAGCAAAAAUGCAAGAAAGGUGUCAAUGACGAAGCUAAUCUUGACCACGUCCGCAGCCCUGAUCCUGGACGAGCCCCAUUAGAGUUGGCUUUCUCAGACUUAGAGCCUUUCUCAAGCCAUUCUAACUCCGGCAUAUUGCCAGUAGAAACAACUAGUGAAGUCCUUCGAGGUGGAUUUCACGGAGACAUUCUCCAUAAAAAGCGCCCCACAAAUCUAUUUACGUUUGAUAAGUUCGCAAGGAGAGCUGGGAAUGAUGUUUUGGGCGAAACCGACUGGUUGGUUUCUGAUGAGGUAUAUCCAGAAAUAUCUCAGCAUGAGUUCUUUAGCAACCAACAACGGAACAUGGAGGCAUUAUAUCUCGGAAACACUGCUUCUGUUUUUAAUGAGUUAUCACCCUUCUUGGCCUCGACAGAAAUUGUUGGUCGCAACUUCACAAAGAACAGAUUCAGCUCAACCAGCCAACUUUAUGCCAAUAUGAUCAUUGAUAUGAUUCGCACAUAUCCUCAGAUGAUGAUUCGGCGAGAGACAUUCCCACCUUUUGUGCAUCCUCACUUAGAAAAUGAUGCACAUGGUGAAGGAUUACCAUUUCCCCUGGAGAAUUGUAUGGGCAUUUCCCACCUAUUUGCGUUGAGAGAUACGGAAAGUCAGUCAUUUCCUUGGUCGAUCGUUCUGACUGAGAUGAAUAGUUUCAUCAACAAGUUUGCAGUCUUGUCAAAGAACGAGGCACUCGCCGCUUUGGAAGCAUCCCUGAUGUAUCUCAUCAUGCGAGCAACGUCGCGAGGUAGUGCAGCGCAGGACUCAAUGGAAGAUACUGAAAUGAUCCUUAUUCAUCAGACUAUUUGCAAGCGAGCUAUUGAGCUAUCCGAUGGAUUUAACACUACAGAAAUGGCAAUGGCCAACCGUAAAUGGAAAGAAUGGAUUUUCAGGGAGUCCUGCCGAAGGGUUGUAUGUGUAUGGUUCGCCAUCAGCCUAGUAUUCUGUGUUCAAGCUGGGAUUCCAUGUCAUAUGACAAGCGCCUUUCGAGAAAUGGCUCUUCCGUCAACAAAGACAGAAUGGGAGGCGAGUAACGAAACCCAAUGGCAGGCAGAGUACAAAUCGGCCGAAGCACGAAGAUCUCAACUAAGUCGAUUCGCCGAUUUAUUAAGUGCGUAUGAGAUUGGUGAUAUUGCGAAAUUGAAUAGCUGGAAUGCUGGUAUUGAUAAUCUAGGGAUCCUUCUAAACCUUGCUCUCCAUGUGGUAGCGCAAAGGUGAAGAUAUAAAAAUAAUGAUUUAAAGCUAUGCUAUAAUCACGUCAAAUCCAAAGAAAUAUUACGACUACCAUGGUAAUUCUGCCCCAUUAUAUUGAUUAGGGCCUUCUUUUUGCUCCCAUCCCUCAACGUGGAUAUUGAAGAAUUUACCGUUAUCCUUUUCGGUCUUGUUGUGUACAAUAUUCAAGGUUGCCCUGGCUCCGACCUCAACAGGGAGGUCUGCUGCCUCGCCGCCCAGCUCCGUCUUUAACCACUAUAUAGUAAUUCAACUGGUCAGACGUUAUUAUUCAUGUUUGAUUUUCAUUGAUAAAAUAACGAAAUACUCACACCUGGGCUAACUGCAAUGAAGAUAAACCCAUCCUUGCCAUGCUCAAGUGCAUACUGCAUUGUCAACAUAUUCAAUGCCGCUUUGGUGAUUUUGUAGGCUGGCGUC
This is a messenger RNA of Talaromyces proteolyticus, 2153 nucleotides long. RefSeq lists its product as uncharacterized. Gene Ontology annotation, molecular function: DNA-binding transcription factor activity, RNA polymerase II-specific; zinc ion binding. The transcript has 6 exons. Gene Ontology annotation, biological process: regulation of DNA-templated transcription. The coding region runs from base 213 to 1724 and encodes 503 amino acids. NCBI's taxonomy places the organism in Eukaryota, Fungi, Ascomycota, Eurotiomycetes, Eurotiales, Trichocomaceae. The record is from RefSeq and is a predicted model, not a curated record.